AUGAGGUCUACUCUCCUCCUCUUUGCUCUCGGUCUUGCCGUGAACCAAGCAGCAGCCUGUGAAACCCCAGGCACCUACUGCUCCUCCUGGGGAGAUAUGGCAUGCGAAUGUAACGAAGGGUACCUGUUGGAAUGUGCCCCCGCGCUUGUGUCCGAGAUUGACGGCGAGGGAGGCGAGACUGAAGUCCUGUGGGCCAGAGUCGAGAACUGCCCUGUCCCUGCGGAUGGGGGGCUGCAGUGCGUGGACGGGGCUUGUACGUCUUAGAUAUUGAUAAAGUUAAAUGGCUGAAUUGAAUUACUUCUGUCACUUCCAAUUGACUCG
Molecule: messenger RNA, 321 nt
Organism: Penicilliopsis zonata CBS 506.65
Lineage: Eukaryota; Fungi; Ascomycota; Eurotiomycetes; Eurotiales; Aspergillaceae
Exons: 2
Coding region: 1-264 (87 amino acids)
Source: RefSeq, a predicted model, not a curated record